Capsella rubella is the source of this 1478-nucleotide messenger RNA. RefSeq names its product RING-H2 finger protein ATL52. The transcript has a single exon. Lineage: Eukaryota; Viridiplantae; Streptophyta; Magnoliopsida; Brassicales; Brassicaceae. The record is from RefSeq and is a predicted model, not a curated record. Gene Ontology annotation, molecular function: transferase activity. Bases 257 to 1378 code for a protein of 373 amino acids. Gene Ontology annotation, biological process: protein ubiquitination.
ACAACAAUAUUAAUAUAUUUACAUACAUACAUAUCUUUAAGAACAAGAAAACAAAAAAAAAGAAGAAGUUAAAAUGUUGUUUGUCCAAAGAUACUAAUCAACUCAAGAAAAUAAAAUCACAUAGAGCCCAAAGAUAAGGAAAAAAAGAGAGAGUGUGACACUUCACCUCACCAUCUCUCCUCUCUCCUCUCUAUCUUCUUCUUCCUCCUCCUCUUUAUUUCUUCUCUAUUAACAAAACACCAUUGAAAUUAAAAAAAUGGGUUCAAUGUCAAACCCUAACCCAUGGUCACCAUACGAUUCAUACAACGACUGCUCUCAAGGAAUCUGCAACGUCUACUGUCCUCAAUGGUGUUACCUCAUCUUCCCUCCUCCUCCUCCUUUCUUCCUCGACGACGACUCUUCCUCCUCCUCCUCCAACACUUUCUCCCCUCUCCUCAUCGCUCUCAUCGGAAUCCUCGUCUCCGCCUUCAUCCUCGUCAGCUACUACACUCUCAUCUCCAAAUACUGCCAUCGCCACCACCAAAACUCCUCCUCAGAUACUACUCUUAACCUUAAUAACAGUGACGGCGGUGCCUUCUCCUCCACGCAAAGACUCUCCAACACUACAACAACUGGAGAUGGUCUCAACGAGUCUACGAUCAAAUCAAUCACGGUUUACAGAUACAAGAAAGGAGAUGGUUUCGUGGAUGGCUCUGAUUGCUCUGUUUGUUUAAGCGAGUUCGAAGAGAACGAGAGCUUGAGACUGUUGCCUAAAUGUAACCACGCGUUUCAUCUCCCUUGUAUCGAUACUUGGUUGAAAUCUCACCCUAACUGCCCUCUUUGCCGCGCUUUUGUCACCGCCACAUCCGAAAACAACACCGUGGUGGAUGAUGAUGCUGACUCAAUACUCGUCGUAGCUAACCGAUCGAGUUAUGUUCACCAAACCGUAACGGAACCGGAAACCAAUUCGAAUGUAACCGGUUAUCAUCAACACGGAACCGGCGAUUUCGAUUCCGUUGUCGUAAUCGAAGAUCUGGAAAUCGGAUCUCGGAACAGUACUACCGACGGUAGAUCGGAAUUACAGCUGACGGAGGAUAGACGAGAGAGUAAAGAUGGAGAUUUGCUAAGGAUUCGGAGAUCGGCGUCGCUGGACUCUGGUGUAGUGGUUUCGAUCGCUGAUGUGCUGCGAGAGAUUGAGGACGAGGACGAAGACGAAAGAGAAACCGCCGGCGUCGGAACUUCGCGGCGGAGAGAGGAAAGGGGAGAAGGUGGCGACGGGAAGACGGCGGGGAGUGAAAGAAGCGGAGUUUCGAAUUUUGUGGUAAGGAGUUUAUCAACGGGGAGAUUUGUUUUCUCAACCCGGUAUGAUCGAUCUAGAAAUUACCGUUUACCCAAUUAAAAUAUUAUAAUACGUUAAUUUGUUUUUUUACUGUAUCUAGUAUUUACUGAUAAUUUAAUUAUACACAGUUCUUCACUUAUAGUAAUCACUUUUUGAAGAA